AUGAGCGAGAUGAUGACCAGCGACCCCUUGUACUCUUCUAGCAUCAAGUCAUCGGUUCUUCUCGGAUUGUCUUUGACAGUCCCUCUCAUGGUGGCAUGCCUAUCUGUUGCCAUUCCUAUAUGGAUUCGUAAUGGCUACCAGUUCUGGAUUUCAAGAACUGAUUGCGCAGGUCAAGCCGGAAAUCAUCAAACUUUGGGGAUGAAGGAGGGUGUUGUUCUUUUCAUAUGCAUAUCUGUAUUUGCUGGAUCUGUAUUAGCUCUCGGUGCUAUAGUAUCCGCAAAACCAUUGGAGGAUUUACAGUACAAAGGAUGGACUAGGGACCAGAACAGUGUUACAUCUCCUUAUGCAUCAUCUGUGUACCUUGGCUGGGCACUGGCUUCUGCUAUUGCUUUAAUUGUUACUGGUGUGCUACCGAUGGUAUCCUGGUUCGCAACAUAUCGAUUCUCUCUUUCUUCUGCUAUAUGCGCUGGAAUAUUUGCAGUUAUCCUUGUGGCAUUUUGUGGUGCAUCCUAUCUGGAGGUUGUGAAUUCGAGGGACGACGAGGUUCCUACAAAGACUGAUUUCCUUGUUGCUUUACUUCCUCUGGUGUGCAUUCCAGCACUGUUAUCACUUUGUUGUGGUUUGUUUAAGUGGAAAGAUGAUGAUUGGAAACUUUCUCGAGGUGUUUAUGUCUGCAUCAUCAUUGGUCUUCUUCUUCUGCUUGGUGCAAUAUCAGCUGUUAUAAUUCUUGUUACACCGUGGACGAUAGGGGCAGCAUUCCUUUUAGCUCUUCUUCUCCUUGUUCUAGCUAUUGGUGUUGUCCACUACUGGGCUUCAAACAAUUUUUAUUUGACCAGGGCACAGAUGUUACUUGUUUGUUUCCUUGCUUUUCUUUUGGCUUUGGCAGCAUUUCUCAUGGGGUGGUUCCAAGAUAAACCUUUCGUCGGAGCCUCUGUUGGUUACUUUUCAUUUCUCUUUCUUCUGGCCGGAAGGGCAUUGACUGUUCUGCUUUCACCUCCUGUUGUCGUUUAUUCUCCAAGGGUACUGCCUGUAUAUGUUUAUGAUGCUCAUGCAGAUUGUGGAAAGAAUGUCAGUGCUGCAUUCCUUGUGCUUUAUGGGGUUGCAUUGGCAACUGAGGGCUGGGGUGUCGUUGCUAGUUUGAAAAUUUAUCCCCCAUUUGCUGGUGCUGCUGUAUCAGCAGUAACACUUGUUGUAGCUUUUGGGUUUGCUGUCUCUCGUCCGUGCUUGACUCUUAAGAUGGUGGAAGACGCAGUUCACUUUCUUAGCAAGGAAACUGUUGUGCAGGCAAUUGCUCGUUCUGCCACUAAGUUAGUUUUUAGAGAUAAGUUUCCUUCAAUUCUUGUGCAGACCAGAAAUGCUCUAUCUGGAACGUACUCCGCUCCACAGAGAUCUGCCAGUUCAGCUGCCCUGUUGGUUGGUGACCCUACUGUUAUGCGUGACAGGGCUGGAAAUUUUGUGCUCCCUAGAGCAGAUGUCAUGAAGUUAAGAGAUCGUCUAAGAAAUGAAGAACUAGCUGCGGGGUCAUUCUUUAGCAGAAUAAGAAAUGGAAGGGCAUUGCGGCACGAAUCAACAAGUGAUGUAGGUCGUAGAAGAGAAAUGUGUGCACAUGCAAGGAUUUUGGCUUUGGAAGAGGCAAUUGAUACUGAAUGGGUUUACAUGUGGGAUAAGUUUGGUGGUUACUUACUUCUUUUGCUUGGUUUGACUGCAAGAGCAGAGCGUGUGCAGGAUGAGGUUCGCUUGAGACUCUUCCUUGAUAGCAUAGGUUUUUCAGAUUUAAGUGCCAAGAAAAUUAAAAAGUGGAUGCCAGAAGACCGUAGACAGUUUGAAAUCAUACAGGAGAGUUAUAUAAGAGAAAAGGAGAUGGAAGAGGAAAUCUUGAUGCAGAGACGUGAGGAGGAAGGGAGGGGUAAAGAGAGAAGGAAAGCACUUCUGGAGAAGGAAGAACGGAAGUGGAAGGAGAUAGAGGCCUCCCUCAUAUCAUCUAUGCCAAAUGCUGGAAGCAGGGAAGCAGCAGCCAUGACAGCUGCAGUGCGUGCAGUAGGAGGUGAUUCUGUUCUUGAUGAUUCUUUUGCACGUGAAAGAGUUUCAAGCAUCGCGCGUCGUAUACGUGCUGCGCAGUUAUCUCGUCGGGCACUCCAGACAGGAGUUGCUGGUGCUGUUUGUAUUCUUGAUGAUGAGCCCACAAGUAGUGGCAGACACUGUGGCCAGAUUGAUCCUAGUAUAUGCCAAAGUCAAAAAGUCAGCUUCUCUAUAGCCGUGAUGAUCCAGCCUGAGUCUGGGCCAGUUUGCCUCUUAGGUACUGAAUUUCAGAAGAAAGUGUGCUGGGAGAUUGUUGUAGCGGGUUCUGAACAAGGAAUUGAGGCUGGACAAGUUGGGCUUAGAUUGAUAACUAAAGGUGAUAGACAAACUACUGUAGCAAAAGAAUGGAGUAUCAGUGCAUCAAGUAUCGCAGAUGGAAGGUGGCACAUUGUUACAAUGACCAUAGAUGCUAAUCUAGGUGAGGCUACUUGCUUUUUAGAUGGUGGUUAUGAUGGCUACCAGACUGGGUUACCAUUGUAUGUGAGCGAUUCGAUUUGGGAGCAAGGAACAGAACUUUGGGUUGGCGUGAGACCACCUACAGAUAUGGAUGCAUUUGGGAGGUCAGAUAGUGAAGGAGCUGAAUCCAAGAUGCACGUAAUGGAUGUUUUCCUUUGGGGAAGGUUCUUAACUGAAGAUGAGAUUGCUGCUCUUCCUGCUGCCAUGGGCUCUGCUGAGUACAAUAGGAUUGAUCUUCCUGAAGAUAAUUGGCAAUGGGUGGAAUCUCCUUCCAGGGUUGAUGAGUGGGACAGUGAUCCUGCAGAUGUAGAUCUUUAUGACAGGGAUGAUGUGGAUUGGGAUGGACAGUAUUCAAGUGGGAGGAAAAGAAGGUCAGAACGUGAUGGGGUGGUGGUUGAUGUGGAUUCUUUCACCAGGAGGUUUAGGAAACCUAGGCUGGAAUCACAGGAAGAAAUUAAUCAACGUAUGCUUUCGGUUGAACUGGCUGUCAAAGAAGCUCUCCGUGCAAGAGGCGAAGCACAUUUUACUGAUCAAGAGUUUCCCCCAAAUGUUCGGUCAUUGUUCAUAGAUCCUGUUAAUCCUCCCUCGAAGUUGCAGGUUGUUGCUGAGUGGAUGAGGCCAACUGAAAUAGUGAAAAAAAACCAUCUGGAUUCUCGUCCAUGCUUAUUUUCUGGGGCUGCAAACCCUUCUGAUGUUUGUCAGGGCCGAUUGGGUGAUUGUUGGUUUUUGAGUGCUGUUGCUGUAUUAACUGAGGUUUCACGAAUAUCAGAAGUCAUUAUUACCCCAGACUAUAAUGAUGAAGGAAUCUACACUGUUCGCUUCUGCAUACAGGGUGAGUGGGUCCCUGUUGUCGUUGAUGACUGGAUUCCAUGUGAAUCACCUGGUAAACCUGCAUUUGCAACCAGUAGAAAGGGGAAUGAAUUGUGGGUCUCUAUAUUGGAGAAGGCAUAUGCCAAACUUCAUGGUUCUUAUGAGGCAUUAGAAGGCGGGCUUGUCCAAGAUGCCCUUGUGGAUCUCACUGGGGGUGCUGGUGAGGAGAUUGAUAUGAGAUGUGCUCAGGCCCAGAUUGAUCUGGCUAGUGGAAGACUCUGGUCUCAACUGCUACGCUUUAAGCAAGAGGGGUUUCUUCUAGGUGCUGGAAGUCCUUCAGGUUCAGAUGUGCAUAUUUCCUCGAGUGGCAUCGUGCAGGGCCACGCUUACUCAUUAUUGCAGGUUAGAGAAGUAGAUGGCCACAGACUUGUUCAGAUUCGAAACCCGUGGGCAAAUGAAGUUGAGUGGAAUGGCCCUUGGUCUGAUUCAUCACCUGAAUGGACUGACAGGAUGAAGCACAAGCUCAAACAUGUUCCACAGUCAAAAGAUGGUAUAUUCUGGAUGUCAUGGCAAGACUUCCAAAUCCAUUUCCGGUCAAUCUAUGUUUGUCGUGUGUACCCCCCGGAGAUGCGUUAUUCGGUUCAUGGCCAGUGGCGAGGUUACAGUGCUGGCGGUUGUCAGGAUUAUGAUACAUGGCAUCAGAACCCGCAGUUCCGGGUGAGGGCCACUGGGCCAGAUGCAUCAUUUCCAAUUCACGUGUUUAUAACCUUGACUCAGGGUGUAAGCUUCUCGAGAACAACUGCUGGUUUCAGGAAUUAUCAAUCCAGUCACGACUCAAUGAUGUUCUACAUUGGGAUGAGGAUACUAAAAACCCGUGGGCGUCGUGCUGCUUACAACAUUUACUUACAUGAAUCAGUUGGUGGGACAGAUUAUGUAAAUUCUCGAGAAAUAUCAUGUGAGAUGGUUCUGGAGCCUGAUCCGAAGGGUUACACUAUAGUGCCAACAACGAUCCACCCUGGAGAAGAAGCUCCAUUUGUUCUUUCUGUGUUCACUAAAGCAUCAAUAACCCUUGAAGCUUUAUAGCAUGCAAAGUUGUGCUUUUGGUUGGUUUCGAUGACCUUAAUUGGGUUCAGAGCAUAUCUCAAAGUUUUGGACUGCUUGGGUUGUCCCUGGAUCUUGCACGCCUCUCAGUGGAUUGAAUGAAUCCUGAACUGCUGCACCAAGGAACAUGGUAAUUUUCUCAACAGAAGUCCAUCCUCUAGAUAUAUGUAUUGUUUGCCUCUUUCUCAGUAUUACCAGUAUAUGUCUAGUUCCAUUGUGUUUCAAAGAAGUCUUGUCUCAGUUGUCUGGUUUUCUGUUGUCUAAACAUCCUAAAUUGAUCAUAAUGUAUCUAAACAGUUUUCUGAAAAUUACCAGUUUUGUUGUGUAUUAAGCAAGGAUCAAAAUAUCGUUUUGAAACGGUUGAAACGUCCGAAACAUUUUCGUUUCUAAGGAGACCAAAA
Molecule: messenger RNA, 4847 nt
Organism: Ilex paraguariensis (yerba mate)
Lineage: Eukaryota; Viridiplantae; Streptophyta; Magnoliopsida; Aquifoliales; Aquifoliaceae
Source: the annotation of a GenBank genome assembly